Pollicipes pollicipes is the source of this 2426-nucleotide messenger RNA. Its product is annotated as inhibitor of nuclear factor kappa-B kinase subunit epsilon. Lineage: Eukaryota; Metazoa; Arthropoda; Thecostraca; Pollicipedomorpha; Pollicipedidae. The record is from RefSeq and is a predicted model, not a curated record. Gene Ontology annotation, molecular function: protein serine/threonine kinase activity; ATP binding. Gene Ontology annotation, biological process: peptidyl-serine phosphorylation. The transcript has 17 exons. Gene Ontology annotation, cellular component: cytoplasm. The coding region runs from base 237 to 2426 and encodes 729 amino acids.
GGUGAUUACACGCACUCCUCUGUUCAAUGGCCUUGGCCCUCCGUAUUCUCCAGCUGCGAAAGCAGGGCUGGACAAUUUGAAGUGGCUCGUUAUUCAAGGAUAUUGGUGCCAUUUACGGGCCAAGAGGGCGGCCUGAUCGGCUGUAGAGGUCAGCUUCGACAGAUCCACCUCGCCGUCCCCGCUGACCUGUGACCAGCGACGCAGGCCGACCUCGGUCGGCUGAAGAGCCUGCAGCCAUGACCUUCCUGCGGGGAUCGACCAACUACGUCUGGUGCACCACCAGUGUGCUCGGCAAAGGUGCCACCGGUGCUGUCUUCCAAGGAGUCAACAAGCAAAAUGGCGAGCCGGUAGCCGUGAAGACCUUCAAUCAGCUGAGCCACAUGCGACCUCACGAGGUGCAGAUGCGCGAGUUCGACGUGCUGAAGAAGGUCAACCACAAGAACAUCGUCAAACUUCUGGCGAUAGAGGAGGAGCAAGAGGGCCGCGGGAAGGUGAUCGUGAUGGAGUUGUGCACUGGUGGCAGCCUGUUCAACAUGCUGGACGACCCGGAGAACGCAUACGGGCUGGAUGAGAAGGAGUUCUUCUUGGUCCUGAGACAUCUUUCGGACGGCAUGAAGCACUUGCGCGACCUGAACCUGGUGCACCGGGACCUGAAGCCGGGCAACAUCAUGAAGUACAUCGACGUGGACGGCUCCACCAUCUACAAGCUGACCGACUUCGGCGCUGCGCGGGAGCUGGACGACGACCAGCAGUUCAUGUCCCUGUACGGCACCGAGGAGUACCUGCACCCGGACAUGUACGAGCGCGCCGUGCUCAGGAAGUCGGCUGGCAAGACCUUCCGCGCCACUGUCGACCUGUGGUCGAUCGGCGUCACCCUGUUCCACGUGGCCACAGGACAGCUGCCCUUCCGGCCGUACGGCGGCAGGAAGAACAAGGAGACCAUGCACGUCAUCACCACGAAGAAGAAGCCCGGCAUCAUCUCUGGCAUCCAGACCACGGAAGGCGGUGAAAUCGAGUGGGGCGAGAAGCUGCCAGACACCUGUCAGCUGUCCCUCGGCGCCAAGGAGCUGGUGACGCCGCUGCUGGCCGGCCUGCUGGAGGUGGAUCCACACGUCAUGUGGAACUUCGACCGCUUCUUCAACGAGGUGACGGCCAUGACGUCCCGCCGCUGCGUGCCCGUGUUCCACGUGAACCAGCUGCAGCACCUGCGGCUGUACCUGACGACGGACGCCAGCUACGAAGCGCUGCAGUCGGCGGUGGCCAGCCAGACGAGCAUAGCGGCCACCAGCCAGAUCCUGCUGCUGGACGGCCAGCCGCUGCUGGAGGCGGUGGCUACCGACACGCCUGUGUCGGAGUACCCGGCCAUCGCCGCCGACCAGCCGCUCGUGCUGUUCGACAAGGAGAACAAUGACGUCACGCCGUGCCGCGUGGUGCCGCUGCCGAAAUUCCCGACGAUACCCCAGACACUGAGCGUGGAGAACGACGCCAUCCUGGCCAAGAUGGCGUGCAGCGUGGGUUACGAGUUCAAGCGGCGCGUCACCUCGUACAGCAUGUCCUGCGCGCUGAUGGAGCACGCCGUCAGAAUGCUCACCCUGGUGCUGAAGACAGAGCUGACGCGGCUGAAGGAGAGCCUGGAGCUGCUGCGCCAGCUGGAGCCGGCCCAGCGCGCCACCGCGCAGGCGCUGGCCGAGCUGGCCGAGCCCGUCAGGAGCCUCGAGGAGAUGCUCAAGACGGUGGCGGAGCGGGAGCGCAGUCUCUCGGAGACCAACAUCCCGGAGCUGCACCGGCGCAUCGUCAGCGAGACGUGCCUGCUGGUGGACUGGCGCGGCCGCGUGGCGCACCUGCCCGCGCUGAAGACGGCCGCCGCGCGCGCCGCCACCUACACGGCCAAGCUGCGCGACAGCUGGCAGCACCUGCUGCGCGACCGCACGGCACGCGCUCUAACGUACAACGACGAGCAGUUCCACCACCUGGAGAAGAUCAAGCUGAUGGGUACGAGCAAGUCGCUGCAGGCGCUGCUGGACGGCGAGGUGAUGCCCACCCGCAGCUCCAUGGCUGAGCUGCUCUCCGACUGGUACAAGACGGCGCAGACCAAGUACAUCAAGAAGGAGAUCGCGUCGACGGACCUGGUGCAGCUGGAGGGCCGGCUGGACGAGCUGGCGGCGCGGCUGGGCGAGGUGCAGCAGCGGUACGCCGACUGCGUGAGGCCCAUCAGCGGCGACGGCCCGGCCCGGCCCGCCUCCGUCCGACGCUCGGGCAACGUGCAGAAGGAGGCCGGCCGCCACCUCGUCAACCGGGAGAACGAGACGCUGGUGGGCCAGCUGCAAAACCUGGUCGGCUGGGUGGUGCAGUCAUCGCUGCCGCCGCAGGACGUCAUCGGCAAGGGCCGGCGCCGGCUGGUGUACUGUGUUGGCCACAUUCCCUAG